CUAACCCUGUAUCUCACUUUAGCAAAGGUUUAGUUCCAGUGAUUGUAUAUACAGUGUUGGGGUAAAGGGACUCCAGAAGGCAGACAAGGCUCGACUCCAGACUCUAGUUGAAGUAACAGAAGAGAGAGGAGUGUCCAGUGUUUAGUUGACUCCAGACUCUAGCGAAGCAGAAGGGAGAGGAGUGACGUUGUCGACUCCAGACUCUAGCGUAGCAGAAGGGAGAGGAGUGACGUUGUUUUAGUGAUCCCACAGAUUCCAGUCGACAGAUACUAUCUGUGUUCUGUGACGUGGAAAGAGUGGGUUUUGUUUUAUAGUUAUCAGUUCCAGUUUUACUUGAAGUCCUCAUCAUUCAGAAGUCCCUCAUAUAGUAAGAAGAACAUCAUCAUCAGGAGUAGUAGUUUUAAUUUAAUAGUAGUUUAAUCUAAUAGUAAAAAAGACAUUGUUUAGUUUAGUAUUGAAAUGUGUUUUAACUAUUAGUCAGAGCAGAGUAGUGUGAGUUACUGAGUCACACCAUAUCAAUCAUUCACUAUUUAAGAGAGUACAUUGUAGAGUAACAAGGUUACUUUUGACACAAGAUUUGUAUAACCUCUUUAUUCAUCUAAUUUGUAUUUAUAAUAAUUGAGUAUUAUUUGUUAUUUAAUUAACCCAAGAACAGGGUUCCAACAGUGGUAGCAGGAAGAACUACGUUACACCGGACCGCAUUUAUUUUUUGUAUAUUUUAACUAACACUUAACACCUAACACCCGAUUUCAGCUUUCAGAUUCUUCUACAUCCAUCAUGGGAAGUGACAAAGUACCUGUUCUCGAUGAGAAGUCCAACUAUUCAGAUUGGAAACGGAGAGUUCAGUGGUGGAAGAAGGUAACCACGGUCAAGCCUGAAGCAGGAGCAGCUGCAUUAAUCAUGCAUAUGUCCGGAAAGCCAGAAGCUGUGGCUAUACAGCUAGACGUGGAUGAGUUAUCCAAAGAUGGAGGAAUAGAUGUUCUCAUUAAGGAACUGGAUAAGUUAUAUGAAAAAGACCAGACACAGUCAGUCUUUACAUCCAUUGACAGUUUCAUGAACUACAGAAGACCCAAGGAAGUUACCAUGGAAGAGUAUGUGAGAGAAUUUAGCCAUCGUUACAAGAGCCUUGUGCAGAAGCGUGGUACUACUGUGGUAUUUGAAGAUGGAGUACUAGCGUACUUCCUUUUACAUCAUGCUAAUCUCUCGGACCAUCAAAAGACGUUGAUCAGGGCAACGGUCUCUAAGUUAAGCUACGAGAAUAUGGAAUCCCAGCUUAAGAGAGCAUACGGAGAAGAUUAUACUAAUACAUCUUCUUCUUCAUCAAGCGCAAGCAGCGCAAGCGGUGAAACAUAUUCCAUCGGAAAACCAAAGAUUAAAGAAGAGCCUGUAAAUACUUAUUUUCAACAGUACGACAUGAAUAAUUCAGAACAUUUUGGUGAUGACCAGAGCAACCAGGAGGAAGACCCUCAGAAAGUUUUUUAUCAACAAAGACACCACCAACACAGGGAUUUUUAUUCAUCUAAGAGACCUUUCGGACAAAGGCCCUUCGGACAAAGACCUGCGUUUCAAGGACAGAGUUCAGGAAACGUGUAUCAACAAGCUCCAUUUAGAUCCAGACAAGGAGCACAAGCCCAACAAUCAGGACCCUUACGUUGUCAUAUUUGUAAGGAAACAGACCAUUUGAUGAGAGACUGUAAGUACAACACAUUUGGAGAGAAGAAGCUUACAUUCUUUGAGUCUGACUUUAAACUAAAAGACGAAGACAAGUGUCUUAUGGGAGAAUCGACAAAUAGAGCACUUUUAGAUACAGGUGCUAGUUCCACAGUGUGUGGGAAGAAAUGGCUGACAGCCUUCGAGGAAUCUCUCACAUCAGCUGAACAUGAAGAGGUCAAAGUGACUCCUUGUGAGAAGAAUUUUUGUUUCGGGGAUGGAGAUGCAGUUACAGCCAGGAUACAAAAAGCACUCCCAGUAACAAUAUGUGGUCAGAAAGUAACUUUAAACGUGUUUAUUGUGGAAAAUGAUAUUCCUUUGUUACUGUCUAGAGAGUCCAUGAAAAAGAUGAAGAUGAAGAUCGAUACUGAAACUGACAAAGUUUAUGCUUUCGGAGGAGAAGAGAAUCUAGUGAUCACUAAGUCAGGACACAUGAUGAUACCCAUAGGACGAUGUGAAAGUUCUAUCAGCCAAACAGAUUCUGGAAGAACUAAUCAUGCAACAGAAAUUAAGGUCCGUCCUGUUUUAGAGGAGAAGAUUACAUCGCCAUGGUCACUAAGUGACGAUGAAAGUGAUCAAGAGGAGGAGUUAGAAACAUUCAGUGGAGGUGACCUUGAGAUUGUGCAAGACAGGGAGUCAGAAAGUGAUCUAGAAGGAGAGCCAGAGGAUCAUGGAACUGUGAGUUCAGUUUCAGGGAACGUGAAUCAAGACAGUGAUCUAGCAAGUGAGCUAGAGGACCAUGGAGUUGUGAGCUCAGUUUCAGGUAAUGUGGAUCAAGACAGUGAGCCAGAAAGUGAGCCAGAAAUUGAGACAGAAAUUGAGCCAGAUGACCAUGGAACUGUAAGUUCAGUUUCAGGGAGUGUGAAUCUGUCAGAUCUGUCAGUGAAUCAGUCGGAUUGGGAAAGUGUGUGUCAAACCAGAACAGGCGUGGGUGUAAAGAAGAAUAACAUUAUCAGGUUCAGAUCCUCGGAGAGUGAUGAUUGGAAUAAUGCCUUGGUGAUAGGUAGAGCCGGGAAACCUACAGGGAAGAACAAAAAUCUUUACAAUGUACGACUGGACGAGUCAAACGGUGAACCCGUAUCAGUUGAGUUGGAUAACUCUGUACAAGUGCAGAGGUUAAAGAUUGUUCAGGAUGUCUCACGAAGAGAGGUGCAGUUUUCAGCAAGCUCGCUUAAGUCAUAG
This is a messenger RNA of Bolinopsis microptera, 2892 nucleotides long. RefSeq lists its product as uncharacterized. The transcript is spliced from 2 exons. Bases 778 to 2892 code for a protein of 704 amino acids. The record is from RefSeq and is a predicted model, not a curated record. Lineage: Eukaryota; Metazoa; Ctenophora; Tentaculata; Lobata; Bolinopsidae.